This is a messenger RNA of Eriocheir sinensis (Chinese mitten crab), 4055 nucleotides long. Its product is annotated as neuron navigator 3-like. Gene Ontology annotation, biological process: nervous system development; neurogenesis. NCBI's taxonomy places the organism in Eukaryota, Metazoa, Arthropoda, Malacostraca, Decapoda, Varunidae. Bases 309 to 3239 code for a protein of 976 amino acids. The record is from RefSeq and is a predicted model, not a curated record. The transcript has 16 exons.
ACACAGGCUCACUCAGUACCUCUCACACUGUUACCAGACCCACACGUUAACCCUGAACCUCUCCUACCCUAACCUAAUUCACUCAACUUCAAACUCAAAAUCCUCUGAACUGAAACCACUUACACCAAAACCAAGACCACCGAAACCAAGAAGAAACCUUUAGCUCUCAAUCCCACCCUCUGAAACCCUUAGAGAACGCGUGGGUAUCGAAAUAAAAGGGAAAAUAAGAGACGAGGUAGAAUGCGCGUAUUACUGGAUUUUCAGGCGAGUCCAGCAAGCGAAAGGUUCACGAGACCGAUGCCUUCAAGAUGACCGAGACCAGCUUCUUCACAAUGCCUCGGGGUCGCCGGCUGCCCGAGGUCCCGAUCAACAACAACAACAAUAACAACAACAACAACAACAACAACCUGAAGAAUGGUCACGUGACGAAUGGGAUCACCUCCUCCUCCUCCACCUCCUCCUCCUCCCACCUGUUCAAAUCUCCACCUGUUAUCAAUGGAGGUGGAGGUGGUGGUGGUGGUGGUACAGGUAUCCGCUCCAUCCACGACGGCUUCGCGACCAUCCGUGCGGGGGGCGGCAAGAGGGGGCGGUCCAUCAGCUCCCCCGCGGUAUCCCAGGACCCCCCCGCUCCCCCUGGAUGCUCCCACGGGUGCUGCGGGCCUGGCGGGGGCGGCGGGGGGAGGGGGUGGCGGAUGGAGCCCCUGUGGGAGGAGAAAGGGGAUGCCGCGCCCCCCGCCGUGCCGCGCCGUGACCGCCCGCAGCUGCCCUGGUGGGAGCUGGCCACGAGGCGCUCACGGUAUAGGUCAUGCCCGGCGUUCUCGCAGGCCAGUGUGGUCUCGGCGCUGGAGCAGACCAUGAACAGCGUCACCAACAGGCUGGAGCGACUCGCCUCAUCGCCUGACCUCAAGGAGACGGAGGCCGCUGAGAUCAGGAGAACGGCAGCAGUGUUGAGGCAGCAGAGUUCAGCAGUGUGCCAGUCAGUCAGUUCAGGUUACAUCAGCAUGGAGCGCCAACUCUCCUGCGACAGUGUGUCCAGCGUCACCUCAACAGUCAGUGGCACCUCCCUCACCUCCUAUGCAUCCCUCAACACCCCCUCCCUCGCUGCCGCCGCCGCCGCCACACUCAUGCCUCAUAAACUCAUGCCUCAGGACGCCCUUAACACGCCAGGCCAGGCCGCUAAGCUUAAAAAACGGAGCUGGUUACGCAGCUCCUUCCGCCGCGCCUUCAGUCGAAACGGACGGAAGCUGACCCCCAAGCAAACGGAAGGUCACGCCGAGGUCAACUCACACCCCGGAGGUCAACUUGCCGAUCUCCCCCUCCAUCACACCACCAAUAUGGCCGUCCGUCACCUCCCCGCACCUCCAAUUCAUCACCACCAACACCAGCACCUCCUUCACCACCAUAUCCUUCCUCCGCCCAAUACCAAAACCUCCCAGCAUCCCUUCACCUCCUCCUCCUCCUCCUCCUCCUCCUCCUUGACGCUGCCCAGGAAGUUUCACUCGCCCAGUCUGUUUGUGCGCCGUUUGAGCUCCCAGCAGAACAAACAGAACGCCGUGGAGAACCAGGAAGAGGAGCUCAGGAGGUUACGAGAGGAGCUGGAGGAGAAGGAGCGGGCUCUUACGGACUGUCGACUCGAGGCGCUGUCAGCCCAACACCAGAUCCAGGCACAGGCGGACACCAUAGCCAGGUUACAGGUAGAGUCUCAAGGCUUACGAGAGGAAAACUUGCGACUCCUAGGGCUGUUGAAAGGGCCGCAGGGGGGGACACCCGAGCACCCGCACCUCCCCCCCCUCACGCACACCCUUGCAGCCCUCUCCCUCUCCUCCGCCUCCUCCUCCUCCUCCUCUCCGCUAUCGAGGACGAACUCAACACCACACAGCGACGGACACCAAAUGAAAGUCGUGGUGGUGAUGACCCAGGGCCCCACCACCUCCACCUCCACCACCACCUCCACCUCACCACCACCCGCCUCCACCUCCUCCACCACCCACAUCGGGAACAUCACCGUGGGCCCCAAAACCACUUGGGAGCAGCUCGAUACGAUGGUGGUUAAUUCGCUGAAGGCCUACGGCAACUCCAUCGACCCGGUCUCCGCGUUGGGUCUCGACGCCUCCGCCCUCGACAGCUAUCAGGUGGAGGAGGUCGUUAGCGGUCCACACCUGCCCAGACCCGAACUGCUCCCUUAUGGCUACUGUGUGGGGGAUGUGGAUGCCGUCAUGGUGUGGUUGAAGGACGCAGGACACAAGAAAGACGGAGAGGCUGUCGGCAAUGUGUCCUCGGCCGCCCUCGCCUCCCUCACCCCCGCCCCCGCCCUCAGACAGCUGGCAACCCUCCUCGUCGAGCACCGCCGCCUCGUCCUGGCCGGGCCGCCCUCGGUUGGCAAGACGACGCUCGCUCGCACGCUGGCGGAGUUCUAUGUGGUCAACUCAGGACGGGAGAUUGACGAGAAUGCGGUUAAAGUCUUCAGAGUGACGGGAACAAACAGCCUCGAUUUGUGUCAUCUCCUCGCUAACACCUGGCCGAGAGGAGCCGCUUCUUCCACCUCCUCCACCCUCCACCUCUCCUCCUCCUCCUCCUCUUCCUUACCUCCCCCCUCCUCCUCCUCCGCCUCCUCUUUCUCCUCCCCUCCUCUCGUUCUGGUGCUAGACGAUUUACACGCUGCUGGUGGAGCGGUGGAGACCCUGAAGCGUUACCUGCCCGCCACGCUCCACUCCGGCCCGGCCAUCAUUGCCACAUGCUGUCCCACCGCCGCCCUCUCCACGCGCCUCCACAUUCACUGCAAUUUCAAGUGGGCGAGCCUAAACCCCCAACAGGAACCCGUGCGUGGCCUCCUCGGGCGCGUUCUCCGUCAUCGCGUGGCCGCAGCGGAGGCGGCCGGCAACACCCAGCUACCUGACGCCCACCACCUGGCUGAAUGGCUAACAAGACUAUGGCUACACCUCAACACCUUGCUAUCGGGUCACUGCGGGGCGUCGGACGUCACCCUCGGACCCGGGUUGCUUCUCGACUGUCCGCUCGGCCAGGAGGAGACGCAGGCAUGGUUUUUGGACGUGUGGAAUGCCAGGGUUGUUCCGCAUAUGUUGGGUGCCAUGCGGGGGGCGGCUCCACAUCCUCCCAGCCUGGCGCAGUCCUGGACCGAUCCGCUCGACUGGGUUCUGGCGACGUACCCGUGGCCGAACAGUGUGGCGAGCGGACCGGACCAUUUGACGAGAAUCCCGGCCUCGGACAUCUUGAAAUAGCCAACAACAACAACAACAGCAACAGCAACAAGAGUGGAUGACCUGUUAUGACCUAUCUUGACCUUGACCUAACUUAACCUACCUUAACUUAACCUGACCUUCCUUCCUUUCUUUCUUUCUUUCUUUCUUUCUUUCUUUCUUUCCCUUCUUCCUCUUCCUUCCUUCCUUCCUUCCUCCUUCUUUUCUUUCCUUCCUUUCUUUCUUUCUUUCUUCCUUUCCCUCCUUCCACUCUUUUCCUUCCUUCCUUCCUUCCUUCCUUUCCUCCCUCCUUCCUUCCUUCCUUCCUCCUUAUUUUCCUUCCUUCCCUCCUUCCUUCCUUCCUUUCUUCCUUCCUUCCUCUCCGCUCUUCCUUCCCUCCUUUCUUCCUUCCUUCUUUCCUUCCUCCCUUCCUUCCUUCCUUCCUUCCCAGCUUCCUUCCUUCCUCCCUUCCUUCCUUCCCUUCUUCCAUUCUUUCCCUCCUUCCCUCCUUCUCCUCCUUCCUUCAGAGAGAGAGAGAGAGAGAGAGAGAGAGAGAGAGAGAGAGAGAGCAACAUCUGUCACCACUGCCACAUAUAUAAAUAUUGUCCGCUGUCUGUCUGUCUGUCUGUUUGUGAGUGCGUUUGUGUGUUUUGCGUCCAUGAUGAGGCCGCUGUUGACAUAGAGUACAAAAUGGUGUGUGUGCGUGUGUGUGUGUGUGUGUGUGUGUGUGUGUGUGUGUGUGUGUGUGUGUGUCUUGCCCCCAUGGAAGAAAUAUCAGUUGGAAAGUGUUUACAGUGGUGCCAAUCUUGCCUAGGUUAACAGGGGGGUGGAGAGGAGGAGGAGGAGGAGGAGGAGGAG